UCACGUAAACGGUUAACACAAAUCUAAAACCCUCCAUGCUGCGUCGCUUGCCUCGCCAUCGCCAACUCACCUUUCUCAACUCGACCGAGUCAAACCGGUUCAACUCCUUCACCGGCUCAGUUCACCGGUUCAAAUCUCUCCCCGCUAAAUAUUCCGUCGUAAUCCCAAGCGGAACUCUAAACUAUAAAUCAUUCUCAACCACCGGGAGCCGUACGCCGGCGAAAAUGGGCUCAAUUCCGAUGACGGCGUCGGUGCUGGAGGAUUUUGUUCACGUUGAUGGAGGAGGAAGUGCUAAUUCGAGUGUAGAAGGCUCGGAGGCGAGUGUUGAAGAGGUAACUUCGGCGAGUAUAGAAAUGACACCAGGUGAAGGAGAAGGAUAUGAAAGGAAGGUAUUGCCGGAGGAAUUGUCGAGGAGUGUAAUGAAGCUCACUUGUGAAUCUUCUACGGAUGGAGGCAUUUGCGAUGUGUAUGUCGUUGGCACUGCUCACGUUUCUGCGGAAUCCUGCCAAGAAGUUGAAGCAGUGAUCAAUUUCUUGAAACCAGAGGUUGUCUUCUUGGAGUUAUGCUCAGGUCGAGUGGGUGUACUCACACCUCAAGAUUUAAAGGUACCAACGAUGGGAGAAAUGGUGAAGAUGUGGAAGAAAAAUCAAAAUCCAUUUGGGAUACUCUACAGCUGGUUUCUUGCCAAGGUUGCUAGCAAGCUUGAGGUUUUUCCUGGGGCAGAGUUUCGUGUGGCAUAUGAAGAAGCAAUGAAGUACGGUGGGAAAGUGAUUCUUGGUGACCGUCCUGUACAAGUGACAUUACGAAGAACAUGGGCAAAAAUGCCACUUUGGCACAAGACAAAAUUGUUAUACUCUUUGUUGUUCCAAGCAGUGUUUUUACCGAAGCCUGGAGAUCUCGUCAAAAUGUUGAAGAAAAUGGAUGAUGUUGACAUGUUGACUCUUGUAAUUCAAGAAAUGAGCAAGCANUGGUUUUGUGAAUUAAAGGUGUUAUGA
Nicotiana tabacum (common tobacco) is the source of this 995-nucleotide messenger RNA. RefSeq lists its product as uncharacterized. NCBI's taxonomy places the organism in Eukaryota, Viridiplantae, Streptophyta, Magnoliopsida, Solanales, Solanaceae. Gene Ontology annotation, cellular component: mitochondrial outer membrane. The record is from RefSeq and is a predicted model, not a curated record.